CUGCAACAAUGGGUUCUAUUGCCUUGGAAGAGUAUGAACUUAUGAAAGACUCUAAAUAUAGAGUCUAUGUGUCUGCUGUUGACAAAGCUCUAAAGAGCUUUGAGUACACCAGUGAAUGGGCAGAUUUAAUUUCUGCACUGGGAAAAUUAAACAAGGUGUUGCUAAGUCAUAUGAAAUUUCCGGUUAUUCCUAGAAGAAUUAAAAUAUCCAAAAGAUUGGCACAAUGUAUGCAUCCUGCUUUGCCAUCCGGUGUUCAUUUGAAAGCUCUCGAAACCUACGACAUUAUUUUUAAAUGUAUGGGCACUAAUAGGCUGAGUCAUGAGCUCUUUAUAUACAGCGCUGGUCUUUUCCCAUUGUUAGGUCAUGCAGCUAUGAAUGUGAGACCAUCCUUGCUGACAGUAUACGAAACUCAUUUUGUGCCUCUUGGAGAGAGAUUACGGCCUGGAUUGAGUGGUUUUCUAAGCGGAGUUCUUCUCGGUUUAGAAGAUGGUUCCGACCACUUUGAUAGAACGAAUUCCUUGCUUGAGAAAGUGUGCGAGGGAGUGGGUCCGGAGCAUUUUUAUGCAUGUUUAUGGGAUUGUUUAGCUUCAAAUUCUGGAAUUCGGUUACCCGCUAUAUCAUUUGUGUUAGCACAUUUCAAUAAGAAACUGCCAAUGGAAGAGCAAAGGUACAUCAUGGGCACAGAUACCACUAUUAUGGUUACCGCUCUCUGCGCUGGAGUACAAGACAGUUCUGUGUUAGUACAAAGAAGUGCUUUGGAUUUGCUGUUAGUCGGUUUUCCUGUACAUAAUAGUCAAUUAACACGCGAACAUAUGGUAUCACUAGUCACAGCUGCUCUUGUCACUAUUUUAAGAAGAGACAUGAGCUUGAAUAGGCGAUUGUUUGCUUGGCUCUUGGGUACUGAAGUAAGCACAUCUAUUUUAAAGAGGAAAGCGAAUGCUACAGUCUCUGAGACAGCAGAAAUUACACCUACUUAUUUUGAUAUAUAUUCGAAAGAGAUGUUGAUAGAGGCGAUUAAAUCAUUGUUGAAAACUGUGUGCGAGGAAAGUCCACAGGAUUUGAAACCGUACAGAAUAUUGGUUUCGUUAUUAGAGAAAGCGGAUAUCGGUCCAGUGAUUCUGGAUGAUAUUUUGUGUGAGGUUUUUAGGACAUUUUAUAAUGCUUGUGGACAAUCAAACAGAGUACCAAAAACGAACGAGGUAGUGAAGUCAGCGAAUCUGCUGUUUUCCACAUUAGAACCAUCCUACGUUUGGAUACAUUGCGGACACUUAUUUGAAAAUGCUUGUCGAACUAGAGCAAACAGUAAACGCCAGAUAGAAGAUGUUGCCGUGAGACCCGUAGGCAGUGGCAUGCCAAAUUUUAUGGAAGUGUGUAUAUUAACGGGAUUUCUAUUGGACACGGUGUCGUUAGAUGCAUUUAUAGAUACUCCAUCCGAGCACCUGCCUGGCUUGUUCUACGAAAUUGUCAGUAAGCUUUUGCAUCACAUCGAUAUUUUGUCUCCUAUGGAGGUUUCAAGGAGUCUUCAGUUGUGCGGCAAAAUCUUGUCCAAAGUACAGCCGACGGUGGUGUCCACGCACACGGAGAAAGGCGAAAUAGAAACCAAGUUUGAGAGUACAGCAAACACCAGUGCCAUCACAGCGUUGACCGACAAUUCCUUGACUGCAAUCCCUUUAGAGAAGAGCCAAUCCGAUAGCAAGUUAAAUAAACCGGACACAUCAGGCGGAUCAUUUUCCGAGAAGAGCCCAAGCCCCAGAAGAAGGGCGAACUCGGGCGGUGCUGCUAAGAGGUCCGAGAAAAAAUCAAAGAAAAAAUCCAGCAAGAGCACUUCCAAGUUGACCGAUCCUAUACAAGAUACCAGCAGCAAUAUUUCAGUAGUGGUGAGCCAAGAAUCUAAAGCGCUACCACGAAACAAAAGCAUGGACGACAUAAAAAGUGGGUGUAUGGAAGCUAGUAGUAUUAGUUCACCAUCUAAGGAUCAGUUGAUUACAUUAAAGCAAUCGAGUAAAGGAACCGCGAUGGGUUCGACGGGAUCCUUGGGCAGAGGUCCAUCUCCAGCAUUUCAAGCACAACAUACGAUGUUAGAGAAAUGUCUGAGACAGUACGAGACGUUUUACGUUAGACUGGUUGGUAAUAGAGUACUGAGCAGAGAGAGAACGGUACAGGAUAUGUACGAUAAUUUGAUAAUUUCUCUACCAAGAGAGAGUUUCGACGAGAAGAUGCACUACUUAGAACUUCUAUUGAACUCCCGAUUGAAUAUGGAGGAUUCUGGAUUCUUUAGCCAAGAUGUGUCCGUGAUAGAAGAUACUAAGCGAUUGGAUAUUCUUAACCUGCAUAUAGAUUCUGUGUCGCAAACAGAAUGGGAGGAAACCGUGCAGAUAGCGUCCAGUUUGUUCGUCGAACUCUCCACGUUUCCGAAAUAUUUUCAUCCCGGCGAUGGAGUACUGGUGGAAGAAGAGCCAAAGGGAAAUAUCGUUCUUCCGGAUUGGUUGAAAGUUUUAAUAGUUUGUAGCUGCUGGCUAGGGAAGCAGCCCGCUUUGCAGUUGACCAGCAUUGCCACGCUGUUAGAUUUAAUAGCGUUAUUGAAAGCUCACAACGAUAUCGAAACUCAUACAAAGUGCGGAGAGGGAGUAACAGCCGUGAUCAUGGUGCCUUUGUUGAAGCAGUGGCACGUAACUUAUUUAAUGCAAUAUACCAACGUAUUCCAGGUACUGGCACAUUCCUUGUGGCGUCAUCUGGGCGAAUUACCCGCUCACAAAUACAGAAUGCGAUGCGUCGAAUUGUUGCACGAGCUUCAUCAUGGCUUGUACAACUCCUGCGAUGCGGUUGAGGAUGUAAUAGGAGCUGCGUUGACGUCAGAAAACGUAGAGAAGAGGAUAGAAGCUUUUAACAGGUUUGCCACUUUGUGGCACUUGGGAAGAGAAAUUGAAACUAAUCCCAGACUGCGAGGAUGCAUGAGGUCAUUUGACCAGUCGCUGUUAAAAAUAUUGGAUAAUUUACAACUCUCAGAUAAUUCACCACUAAAGCUCCACGCUCAAUCGUGGCUACUUCAUUCUUUGAUGCGAGGUGACAUUUCAAGAAUAGUGGAUCCGCUGCUGAUAAUACUUUUAGAUCCAUCCACCUGUCGUAUGAGUGUUCUCCAUGUCAGUAUUCAACACAGCAAUACUGUCCUGACCAAAAACGAUCCUAUAGAAGAAAAAUCAGAGAUACAGGAUGACACAGAAGGCUCUGCAAAGAUUUACGCGAUCAGCUCUGUGGACGGAAACGUGAUAUACCACGUUAGUGAUGGUUUAGACGAGGACAAGAAAUGGCGAAAGGGAAAGAAGAAGAAAAAGGCCAUAAACCCAGUCAAAGUGAAAAGAAUCUUCGCCGUGACGACAUUGGCCGCCGGUGACAAUUGCAACCAGUACGUGACCGAGAGGAAUCAAUUUAUGAAAGAACUUGAGGUACCACCGAGCAUAUCCGGCAAUCGAAAGAUCUCUGUGUUUGUCAAUCCGUUGUCGUUGAAUUGCAACGAAAAUUCAAACGACUCGUUGACUGAGGAUGAAUCGUUGCCCAGCGUAAAGAAAGCAAACUUAACCACCGAAUUGCUAAAGAACGCGACUAGAUUCAAGAAGAUUGACUUCGAUAAAGGUUCCACCGCUAGCUUGGACGAAAGCCUCUUUGAGUCCGCCAACUCCAGCUCGAAGACAAAAGAGAAGAACGGAUUCAAGAAGUUGAACGGAGAAGUCGGCUCCUCGCUGGACUCGAUUACCAACAGUUUCGAUUCCAGCAGUCCAGAGAUAACCAGUAAACAAACGAAGUCGAAGAAAGAACCGGUCAUCAUGCCUGGCAGUUCCAGAGAAGUGGCAGGUACCAUCAUCAAGGGGAAAUAUCACAGUACAAAUGAAUUCAUGACGAAUUACGAUAUCCAUGAUGUUGGUAGCUUCGAGGCGAGCGUCGAGGUACCCAGUUGGACGAUGGGCGACGAAGAAGGUGACUUGGAAGCUAGCACAGCUGCGGAGGAAUAUUUCGGCAACUCCGGCAGCAAUAGCAUAGUGGAGGAAAUCUUGAAUGAUGUCCUCGACCGUGUGAUGCAGCUGUGUGACGUUAACGAAACACCCAAAAACGUCGAUGAGUCCACAUACCAGAAUACAAAAUCGGGCCGCAACUAUGGAGUUGGUGUUCACAAUCUCCACUCGCAUAUGCUACUUUAUUGUGGAGUCUAUGACUCGACCAGGACCCUAUACGCGUUGCGAACUCUUCGUAACGAGCUCCUGACGAACACUAGAAUGUUCUUGUGCUGUGCCGCGACUACUGGUGUGAGCAAUACUACGAAGAACACAACAUUGUUGAACUUACUGGCGAGACAUCGGAAAAGUGUGUUCGGAAGAAACUUUCACGGGGACAUUGCGAACACGGAAUUUAUAGCUGCUUAUAGAAGUAGCAUGUAUUUAGAAGUUUUAAUUAGCGUGUGCCUUUAUUUUGCGAGGAGCUACUAUCCUAAUCUGGGACAGAUGAGACUUACACAAGAGGAGAUUUCGGGAAAUCGACAGGUGCAAUUAGCCAGCGCCGAAUUGUUAACGCUAAUAUUCUCCGAGUUAAUUCCUAUUGUUCGUGAUUCGGGGAAGGGUUUUAGUUGUUACAUUGUCGAUUUGCUAACAAAAUGCAAAGUACAAAAGGUCGCGUUGCAUUGCCUUGUGUCCAGCGUUAUGAACAUGAAGAAUGCACACAAGGAGAAUGAGGAGGUAUUCACAUUUACCGAAGAAAUAAUUUUGUUUAAUGAUCCUGUUACGGACAGUGACGUAAAUAAGUGUAAAUAUAGAGCGAGUGAUCACACAGAAGCUUUCCAAAUACAACUAUUAAGACUGUUGUUGGCUUUAAUCAUGCUGGAGCACCAAUGCAGUAGCCAGAAAGGCGAAGAAAUAUGUCCACCAGUUGCGCCAACGCCAAGCACCCCGACACGAACCGUUCCUAACAUCACCGGAAGCAGCUUGAAAUAUGUACCUGGCGCGCCGAUUCCUCAACAACCAAUGUUCCUUGCUAGCAUACUUAGUGCUUUACAGUUGGACCACAUGAGACACUUGCACCAAUUUUGGACGACGCUUGUCACGUCGAGUCUUCCGUUCAUGGGGUCUUCGUUAACUGGAAUAGUAACGUCAGUCAUCCACCAAUUGUGUUGUAACAUCGAACACUUAGCAUCGUAUUAUAUUAACGAGGAGACAACAACGGCGACGAAGUUGCAAGAUUUAAGUACUGUCGAGUGUUGUCUUCCCGCGGAUUAUACCGUCACGCAUCUAGAAGCUUUAACGUUUCUACUUCAUUAUUGCUUAUUGGACACGUCCCAACAAAUCGGCUUCUCGUUCAAUCAGCCUUUCAGCGGCACAAUUCAGACUGGAAUACCUGGGGCAAAUCCAGGCCAAAUAUUCAAUAACCUUAUCCACGUGUUUAUGCCCAGCCCGCUCUCUCCAGACCUUAAUGCAUCAAAGGAUAAAAAUGGUGCAAGUGAAUUGCAACAACAUGCUAGGAGAACCGCUUUGAGUCAUCUACCAAGGAUAAUCGCGUCCCUUUCUACUCUAUGGCAAGCAGUGUUAGCGACAAAAGACAAUGAACAAGCUAGUUGCGUAGUGGGUAGUCCAAGAAUAGUAAAGCAUCAACUUUUGGAGCUUUUGUCUCCCAUAUCUUUCCAUCAUGGAGUGAACUUCCUGGCCGCUAUUGCUGUUGCUUGGCACGAAAGGCGGCAGUCUGCUGGUAAUUCGAAGAAGAUGCUUCCAGAAGCUUGCCCCAAUCAGCAAGUGAUGGUUCACUUAGUAAGCGCGAUUCGUGUGAUGCCUAUCGACACACUAGUCCAAACUGUUCACCAAGUUGUUAAGACACCUCCGCCUAUUCACGGUGUGAAACAAGACUUCUCGUUAGAAGUUUCUGUGUUGGAAUUACUUUACGUGUAUAUGCAAAGUAACACGUCUCAGUCCCUGAUCGAAUCUUGGGCGUCUUUGCUCGGUUUGCUCAAGGACGGCCUAUCGUUAACGGCGCCUGCUCAGUUUCUUUUGUUGGCGAUCUUGAACGAGUACGUGCAGAAAUGCCCUCCUAUGCAGGAGAAGAAAGACAUAAGAGAUCUGCAGGACGUGUCGGCAAAGUUGGUCGAAUCAUGUUCCCAAAUAGCCGGAGCAUGUCUAGAACAAACAACAUGGUUAAGAAGAAACCUAGCGGUGCGAGAAGACGCUUUUGAAGUUGCUGAGGGAUCUUCGGAAGGUAAAGAAGGCAAGAACGGUGCUGUUACUCCUGGGACUCCACCUAACGCAGCGUACAGUGUACAAGCUCAGGCAGUGUUGGCAGAAAUACUAGCGCCUCUGUUGGAUGUCAGUUACGGUUCCCAGGAGAAGGAACGCGUAGUAACGUUAUUAACCAAUCUUAUGUAUAAUGUGACACCGUAUCUUAAGAAUCAUUCGACAAAGAAUAUUGCCUCGUUCACGGCUUGUUCUCAGUUACUGAGUUCAUUGUCUGGUUAUCAGUACACUCGAAAAGCAUGGCGCAAAGAUAUAUUGGAUCUUCUACUAGAUUCCGCCUUUUUCCAGAUGACGCCCGCGUGUUUACCUUAUUGGAGAACUAUUAUAGAUAAUUUGAUGACACACGACAAUACAACCUUCCGAGAUUUAAUGAAUCGUGUUUCCAUGGCUCAGAGUAGUAGUAUCAGUAUAUUUUCAUCGAAGGAACAGGAGUAUGAGCAAAAAGCUCAAUUGUUGAAACGACUAGCAUACGUUAUACUUUGCAGUGAAAUGGAUCAAUAUCAUAAGUAUAUGCCUGAGAUUCAAGAACGAUUAGCGGACAGUCUACGAUUGCCACAAGUGAUUCCAUCUAUUCAGGCGCAAGUUUUUCUCUGCUUUCGGGUAUUGCUUUUAAGAAUGUCACCGCAACACGCCACUUCUUUAUGGCCGGUAAUAGUUAGUGAACUCGUUCAAGUCUUUCUAUACAUUGAACAGGAAUUGAAUGCUGAUAGCGAAGAAUUCAGUUCGCAUAUAAAACUGCUCUCUGCUUUGGAUUCAUCUUGGGCUGUGAAUGCUAGCAAUGGACUCCAGGCGCAUGGUCAUCCACAUUGGUUGCAGUUACAACUUGCAGCUGCCAAGUUGUUAGACCUAGCAUUACUCUUGCCUGCGCACAGACUUCCGCAGUUUCAAAUGUAUAGGUGGGCAUUUGUGGGGGAUUCUGCAGCAGGGUGUAUCGACAACAAUAACUUGUCGUCUGACUUUGUACCACAUAUUACAAGAAUAGCAAAAUUGAUGGACACCAAGUAUAAACAGGACACGAGCUCUGUAAAGGUGACACCAGGGGAACUUCUUCUAACUUCGAACAAUAUUCGUUCGUUGCAAGAUUUGCAUUAUUUUUUUACAACACUCAGCCGCAGAUCGAGCGACACUCAGGCACCGUUAAAUAUCACACAAUUGGAGACAGUGAUCGAACAAGAUUUCCUUGAGAAGAUGCCAGCAGCGAGGUAGUAGAAACAUACUUUGAACAAUGUAGGCAAGUGACUACUGAAGGGAAAAGGCGCAAGAGAGGCAUUCGAACAUCAAUUUUAUUCUUUGAUAUCUUUUUAAUGCGUCAACCGAGCGAAGUUUAAUUACAGUGCAGGUCAAAAGAAAGUUUAAAAUUCAUAUUUUUAUACGCAUUAAUUAUAAUAUUGUAUUAACUUGUAACCAUCAUUUUUAUGCCACUGAUCUUCCCAAUAGAGAACACUAGUUCCCCUUGAUGAAGGAAAAAAGUAUAUUUAAAGCUUCUUUCAUGACAAUAACAUGGAAAUAUGUGAAUCUGUCAACACUAUCCUUAUCAUAUGUAUAUUAAUGGCACAUGCUACGGUAGCGUAUAUACAAAGUUCGCUGAAGCAUUUCUUUUUUUUUUUUUAUGUUCAUACUUAUUAUUAUAAGUGAUAUAUCUAUACCUUAUAUAUGUAAAAAUUAUUGCAAGGAUCUAUUUCUUCGUGGUAAAUUACACUUGAUUUUAAACUUUUUUAUGGCCACCACUGUGCAUGUAUGAUAAACCGAGAGAGAAUUUUGUUGAAAAGCGAGACGGGAUACGUCUUCUAACCUGUACGUACGGUAUUAUCGUAAGCUUGUACAUUACAAAUCGAUUAAUAUCGACCGUCUGUAAUAUAAAGCAAUGAUUGAGCGAAAUGUUUGAUUUCGAUUAGCUACGCUUCGAACUUGUCUCCUCAUUCGGUUGUGAAUAGUUAUCAAAAUAAUAUGAUACG
Messenger RNA from Dufourea novaeangliae, 8218 nucleotides. RefSeq names its product protein dopey-1 homolog. The transcript has 23 exons. The record is from RefSeq and is a predicted model, not a curated record. Bases 9 to 7469 code for a protein of 2486 amino acids. Gene Ontology annotation, cellular component: endosome; trans-Golgi network. Gene Ontology annotation, biological process: Golgi to endosome transport. Lineage: Eukaryota; Metazoa; Arthropoda; Insecta; Hymenoptera; Halictidae.